Chaetomium fimeti is the source of this 1787-nucleotide messenger RNA. RefSeq lists its product as uncharacterized. NCBI's taxonomy places the organism in Eukaryota, Fungi, Ascomycota, Sordariomycetes, Sordariales, Chaetomiaceae. Bases 1 to 1725 code for a protein of 574 amino acids. The transcript has a single exon. The record is from RefSeq and is a predicted model, not a curated record. Gene Ontology annotation, molecular function: ATP binding; protein kinase activity. Gene Ontology annotation, biological process: protein phosphorylation.
AUGACGGGGCCAGCCGAAGGUGACGACGCAGGAGGCGAGAAAGAGUACAUGUACAUGUUCGAGACCGACGGCCGGCGGUUCCUCUUCAUCCGCAACAUUGGGUAUGGGGCAGAGUCUGUGGCCCAGCUGGUCAAGGAUGUCAAAACGGACAUGAACCUGGUACGCAAGGUAGCUCACCAGCGUAGACUUCGCUUGGGUCGUUCCAACGUGGGCGAAACGCGGAGGCAAUUGAAGAAGCCGAACGAGAUUCGGAUAGUGGACGCCAUUAGGAAGACCUUCAAGGCCCCUGAGGUGGGCUUCCCAUGCUACAUUGUUGAUUGUUACGGGCAUGAGUACAUCGAAUCCAAGCACCAAGACCUAGUAGGCCGGUCCAUGUACCACUCCGUCUCGUAUUGGAAGCUCUGUAACGGGGGUAGCCUCAAAAGGCGGUGGGAGAGACCGGCAAUCGAUACCCAAUGCAUACCGACGUCAAUCUUUGCGCGUAUGAUUCGGCAGGUCCUCAGCACAUUUCACUGGAUGUACACGGCUGGCCCCGACCCACUCUACCACCGCGACGCUCACGCAGGUAACAUCUGGAUCAACUGGCGGCGGGAUACUAUCCUGCCUGACUUUUACGUGGGCGACUUCGGCAGCGCCCGUUUCGCUCACGACGCACCGGAUACUUGGGAUGUCGCCGAAAGGUCAACCCAUAGCCCUGAACCGGUGUACGACUUGAACCAGUUAUAUGAUAACUUCUACUCCAUUCUCAUCGCACAGGGCGACCACUUCGGGCACGGCCAUCCGGGCCGGAAAGCAUUGCGUAAGCUCUGUGAUGGCAUAUCUAAGGUAGUCUUUCUAUGGAAGAGUACCGGCGACAAGGAAACACCGCCAGACCUAAGGCCUCUUAUCAGAUGGGCGCAAAGCCUGGAGGAGAAGUACGGCAAAGGAGGUGAGGAAGACGAGACAGGAUCAGGACGGUACAUGGAUUUCAUCGCUGAGUCACGCAACAUAGCCCUCAAGGUGGAGCGCGAGAACGCUUUGGUUGUUGUGACGGCGAAUAUCGAGAAUGCACUGAAUCCGACCGUCAUGGACAUGUCAAUCAGAAUGAAACAACAGAUUCAUGGACCGUGGAUGCUUGUGACGGUGGACGGGUACUGGGCCGAGGGCGGGCCGGUAACGCACCACAGGCCGAACGGAAGUGUGCAUAACCCGGACGGGAAAGAAGACCUGUCGGUCACGAAAAGGCGUUCAGUGCUGAACAUGGCAUUAGACGUAUCAUCUGCGAGUGAUGAUCCCUCACCGCAACCGGCCUUCUCUUUCCCGGGAGGGGACGCCAACCGUUCUACCACGGCGGUCGACACAGAAUCACCUCCAUCCACCCCAGAGGUCGCGCCGGAGGCCACUUGGCAGCCGGGGGAACACGACCCUGAGAUGUUUGAGAAAAUUGGUCUGGGUCACCUGUUGAGAUCCGAUACCGCCGCUCCGGCAGAUAUUAACUGGCAGGAAGUCAGAUCAUAUGUCGGUAAAGCUCUGAAAAUAGCUGGUGGCAAGAUCCGCAGCACGCUAACGCCCCUUGAAAACAAAGCAAAACAUUGGCACGCUUUGCUCCACGGCUCCAAAUGCGAGUGCGCCGACGCGGUCUGGAUGGCUGACAUGGAGAACGAGUUGAAGCAGGCGAGGAUGGCGAGGGUUGUUGGGGAAAUGCACCUGGCUGCUUUUGACUUUUCUGAGCAUGAUAGCUAUUGAACGCGGCCAAAGGGCAGAUGGGGGGCGUCAAGUCUUCCCUUUCAUAGUGCCAUGAAGUUUGU